Echinostoma caproni is the source of this 1713-nucleotide messenger RNA. NCBI's taxonomy places the organism in Eukaryota, Metazoa, Platyhelminthes, Trematoda, Plagiorchiida, Echinostomatidae. The record is from the annotation of a GenBank genome assembly.
AUGAUCAAACAGCUAUGCGAAGCGGGUGUCUUAAGGAAGCUCUCAAAAUAUAAAGAUAAUUACGUGUGUCGAACGGAUCCAAAAGACGUUGCUCGUGUGGAGUCAAAAACAUUCAUAUGUACCCCGAAUAAACAUGAUGUCGUCCCUCAUAUCCCUGAAGGUGUGAAGGGUGUUCUUGGACAAUGGAUUUCACCGGAUGACUUGAAUCAUGCACUGAAAGAGCGUUUGCCUAGCUGUAUGAAAGGCCGGACUAUGUAUGUAAUGCCGUUCAGCAUGGGACCAGUGGGGUCUCCCCUGGGCAAAGUGGGGAUCGAAAUAACAGACAGCAUGUACGUUGUACUUUGCAUGCGAAUCAUGACGCGGAUAUGCCCCAAAGUUUGGGACAUAAUACAAAGUGAAUCCAAUUUCGUCCGAUGCGUCCACAGUGUGGGUUUUCCUCUUCCAAAUGAACGUACAAUUGUGAACAAUUGGCCAUGCAAUCCGGAACAGACUAUCAUAUCCCAUAUACCGGAGAAGAAGAUGAUUAUUAGCUAUGGAAGUGGUUAUGGUGGAAACUCGCUAUUAGGAAAGAAAUGUUUUGCGCUGCGUAUUGCCGGAACGAUUGCGCACGAGGAAGGCUGGUUGGCUGAACACAUGCUGAUCAUGUCCGUGACAAACCCUCAAGGUGAAGAGAAGUUCAUUGCUGCCGCUUUUCCAAGUGCUUGUGGGAAAACCAACAUGGCCAUGCUUCAACCAAGUCUGCCGGGGUGGAAAAUUCAAUGUGUUGGAGAUGACAUAGCAUGGAUGCGAUUCGACAAAGACGGUGUAUUGAGGGCCAUUAACCCUGAGUAUGGGUUUUUCGGUGUCGCACCUGGGACAAAUCGCAAAACUAAUCCAAAUGCGGUUGCCACUUGUCUUUCUAACACAAUUUUCACAAAUAUCGCCGAGUCAGUGGACGGACGCUUCUUCUGGGAAGGUUUGGAAGAUGAUUUUGAUCCGGAAACCGAAGUUAUUACUUGGUUGGGACACCAUGUCAAGAUAAGUGACAAAUCUCACGACCCAAAGGCCCACGCAAAUUCUCGGUUCUGUUGUCCAGCUAGCCAAUGCCCAAUUAUACACCCCAAGUGGGAGGAUCCAGAAGGUGUUCCUAUCUCCGCCAUUAUUUUUGGCGGCCGGCGACCGGAAGGCAUUCCACUUGUCAUACAGUCUUUUGAUUGGAAACAUGGUGUUAUGCUUGGUGCUGCCGUUAAAUCAGAAGCAACUGCUGCAGCUGAGUUCACUGGAAAGGUGGUCAUGCAUGACCCGAUGGCCAUGCGACCGUUUGUUGGCUACAACUUUGGGAAAUAUCUGGAACACUGGCUAGGGAUGGAGAAGGCCGGGAGGAAAUUGCCUCUAAUUUUCCACGUUAACUGGUUCCGUUUGAACGACCAUGGAAAGUUUGUUUGGCCCGGAUUUGGUGACAAUGUACGUGUAGUAGACUGGAUGCUGCGUCGGGUUAAUGGCGAAGAUUCGGGCGAGCCAAGCCCAAUCGGUAUCAUCCCGAAAAAAGGUUCGCUCAAUUUAAGUGGAUUGGACGUGAAUUGGGACGAUAUGUUCUCUCUACCAAAACCUUACUUACUGGAAGACGUAGAUGAGACAAUGCGUUACUUUGAUGAACAGGUUGGAACUGACCUACCAGACGUCAUUCGUAAAGAGUUGGUGAACCAGCGUGAAAGAAUACAGAAACAACUGUAA